UCCUUCACCGUCAAAGGGAAGAAGAACUCUAAACAAAAAAAACUCUUGAGAGAUGGUGAAGCCUGAGAGGAAAGCAAACGUCUCCGGGAAACCAAAACACUCCCUCGACGCGAACCGUGCCGAUGGAAAAAAGAAAACCACGGAGGGGCGUACCUCCGCCACAGUCCGCCGUCUCAAGAUGUACAAGACCCGUCCCAAGAGAACCCCAGGCGGUAAAAUCCUCAGCAACGAGUAUCAGUCCAAGGAGCUGCCCAACACGCGGAUCCAACCCGAUCGGAGAUGGUUCGGGAACACGCGCGUUGUGAAUCAGAAGGAGCUCGAGUACUUUAGGGAAGAGAUGAAGACUAAGAUGUCGAGUAACUAUAAUGUGAUUCUCAAGGAGAGGAAGUUACCUAUGUCUCUUUUGACUGAUAACAAGAAGCAAACGAGAGUUCAUUUGCUUGAUAUGGAGCCGUUUCAAAACACUUUUGGUAAGAAGACAACGAGGAAGAGGCCAAAGCUUGUAGCUUCUGAUUAUGAAGCCUUGGUGAAGAAGGCUGCCGAGUCUCAAGAUGCGUUCGAGGAGUUGAAUGGGGCAGGUCCGUCUGGGGAAGGAGGAGAGGAAGAAGAUGGGUUUAGAGACCUUGUGAGGCAUACUAUGUUUGAGAAGGGACAGAGUAAGCGUAUUUGGGGCGAGCUUUACAAAGUCAUUGACUCCUCUGAUGUAGUUGUCCAGGUUCUAGAUGCUAGGGAUCCGCAAGGUACUAGGUGUCAUCAUUUAGAGAAAACCCUGAAGGAGCAUCACAAGCAUAAACACAUGAUUCUGUUGUUGAAUAAGUGUGAUCUUGUACCGGCUUGGGCUACAAAAGGAUGGUUAAGGAUAUUAUCAAAGGAAUAUCCAACUCUUGCAUUCCAUGCAAGCGUUAACAAGUCAUUUGGAAAGGGGUCACUUCUCUCGGUUUUGAGGCAGUUUGCUCGUCUAAAGAGUGACAAGCAAGCCGUGUCUGUAGGUUUUGUCGGGUACCCAAAUGUUGGGAAAUCAUCAGUUAUCAACACACUGCGUACCAAAAAUGUCUGCAAGGUUGCGCCAAUUCCAGGGGAGACCAAGGUUUGGCAGUACAUCACACUCACCAAGAGGAUUUUCUUGAUUGAUUGUCCUGGAGUUGUAUACCAGAGCCAUGACUCUGAGACAGACAUCGUCCUUAAAGGAGUGGUGAGAGUUACAAACUUGGAGGAUGCAUCUGAGCACAUUGGCGAAGUCCUGAGGCGUGUCAAGAAGGAGCACUUGCAGAGAGCCUAUAAAAUCAAAGACUGGGAGGAUGAUCAUGACUUUCUUCUUCAGCUAUGCAAAGCUUCUGGUAAACUAUUAAAGGGUGGAGAGCCUGAUUUGAUGACAGGAGCAAAGAUGAUACUCCAUGACUGGCAAAGAGGUCGCAUACCUUUCUUUGUCCCACCUCCUAAGGGUGAGGAAAAGGCUUCAGAAGGAGAAGGUGAAGCAGAAGUCACAGUGCCAGGUAUAGAUCAGGAAGCCAUUGCUGAUAACAACCAAGCAGCUGCUGCGUUGAAAGUCAUUGCUGGCAUCAUGUCUUCCCAACAACAGAAGGAUGUUCCUGUCCAAAGGGAUUUCUUCGACGAGAAAGAUCUCAAGGAUGGUGAUAAGGGAAAGGAGACGACUGAUAUAGACGAGGAAGAUGGAACCGAUGAGGAUGCGGACUCCGAAGAUGGAACCGAUGAGGAUGCGGACUCCGAAGAUGGAGAGGAAAGUGAGAAUGAUUCUGAUGAGGAUGUUGUGUCAGAAAAUGAAGAAGAGAACGAGUCGGAUUCUGCUGAGUAAUUUAUGCUACACUUCAAAGUUUUUUUUAAAUGUUAUCUGUAGCCUUCUCCUAACUCAAAACAAGAAUCUUUAUCAAUUACAAAACGAUAUUUUAUUUAUUAA
Molecule: messenger RNA, 1915 nt
Organism: Raphanus sativus (radish)
Lineage: Eukaryota; Viridiplantae; Streptophyta; Magnoliopsida; Brassicales; Brassicaceae
Product: nuclear/nucleolar GTPase 2
Exons: 11
Coding region: 53-1813 (586 amino acids)
Cellular component (GO): nucleolus
Molecular function (GO): GTP binding
Source: RefSeq, a predicted model, not a curated record